This is a messenger RNA of Xiphophorus hellerii (green swordtail), 3132 nucleotides long. RefSeq lists its product as uncharacterized. Gene Ontology annotation, molecular function: molecular adaptor activity. Bases 435 to 2663 code for a protein of 742 amino acids. Gene Ontology annotation, cellular component: Golgi apparatus; centrosome. The record is from RefSeq and is a predicted model, not a curated record. The transcript has 11 exons. Gene Ontology annotation, biological process: regulation of Golgi organization; centrosome cycle; positive regulation of microtubule nucleation. Lineage: Eukaryota; Metazoa; Chordata; Actinopteri; Cyprinodontiformes; Poeciliidae.
UUGCGCCGCUGUGGGUUAUAAAUAGCAGCAGACACAGAGGAGAGUUCAGCCGUUUCCAAAGUUUCCUUUCGGGAUUCAGGAACGUGUUGCUUUAAAUGUCUCCGCCCUGAGCUCAUGUUUUCCUGUCCGGACCGCGGACAGCCUGGUCCGGUCCGGUCCGCCGGGCUGUGGAGUCAGUGACAGCGUGGCUAAGGACGACGUGUCCCGCCCUGCGGGGAAAACAUCCUGCAGCGGCUCGAACAUCCAGGAAGAGACCGGAGAGCCGGGAGUCUGAGCUCAUGUCAGCAUUCCCUCUGUGAGUUUUCCAGCUCAGCAUCAACUCAGAGCUGCUUUAUGGAAAACGGCUCAGUCCAAGUCCAGCAGCGGAGAUUCCCGAAGCUAACCAGAGAAGUCUCCAUAUUUGUUGGACCCUGAAAGCUGUCACCGUCUGCGCCAUGAUGUCCAGCACAAGAAAGAACGAGACGUGCCGAAUAUGCGGCGGUAGUCUCCAGGGAAACCAACGCCGAUGGCUGUUUGCGGCCCAGAACAGGAGGAACGAUCAGCCUGUUACCCCAACCGGGUCAGCGAGAGGCGGGAGCCUGACCCGGUCCACUCAGAGCAGUCCCUGGGGCAGCACGUUGUCUCUGGGCUCCUCCGGGUCUCUGUCCCGGUCCCAAGUGUCCCUGAGCUCCCCGUCCAAGUCUGUGGACAUUUUGGCUGUUCUGACCCACAUUCUGGGACAGUCGGUACCGAGGAAAGGCAGAACCGGAGAGUUUGUGUGCGGCAAAUGUGUUUCCGCUUUGGAGCGAGUGUUCAAGUUCGACACGGUGAUCGCCCGGGUCCAGGUUCUUUCGUCUGAGCGGCUUCAGAAGCUGACCCAGGAGCGGGACAGGAUCCGGCAGUGGGUCCGGCAGAACUACCGGCAGAGACACCCGCAGGAGCUCCGGAACCGGAGCAGCGCCAGCGAGGAGGACAGUGAGGCGGAGAAGGAGGGCUACCGGGAGAUGCUGAAGGACAACAUGGCUCUGUCGGAGUACGAGUGCUGGUCCGAGAAGUGGGACACGUGUCCGUACUUCAUCAGAACUGGUAAGCGGUGCCGAAAGGGCAAAGGCUGUGAAGGCUGCGACUCUUUACGGGUUUCUGAUUCAAACUACGAGUCGGUCUGCGGGAUUCCUCGCCACAUGCCCUUCUCCCCGUUGGAGCUGACCCGGGACAAGUCCCGGAGCAUGCCGCUCCACUGGCACGGCGUUCCCAGGUCCAGCCCGCCGUCCCUGACCGGGUCCAGCCUCUCGCUCCGGCCGCCUUCCCGCACAGAGUCCGUCCAUUCGCUGGACACUCUGGACGGCAACGACCCGUUCUGUUCUCCCGGCGACCAGUCGGUUAGCUUUGUGCUAUCAGAGCUGAGGAGCAUCGAAGGGAAGCCGCUCAGCUCGGCGUCUGGAAGUAAGAUCCCAGUGCUGGGCCGGAAGGGCGGGAAAAACCCCGGGCCGGCGUCACCCGGGGUCAGCCGGGUUCUGAACUUUGGGGUUCUGGAGAACGGAGGAGGUCAGGCGGAGGAGGAGGACGGAGACGUGCUGACAGAGCUGAGGGACGAGUACAUGCCGCUGCACCGAGAGAACAGCACCGGCCGGCUUCAGAGUGCGGUCAGGCACCUCCGAGCCCAACUGGACCAGGCCGGGACCCAGAUCAGAACCCUGGAGGCCGAGCUGAGACGGGCCGGACCGGAUCAGGUCAACGGAUCGGAGGACCUGGGCUUGUUGACCCCGGAGGGCAGCGGCGGCGGCGCCUCGGUGCUGCAGAGCCUCGGCCACGCCCUGCACAGCCGGGAGCGACUGAUCCAGGAGUGUUUGGUUCUGAUCCGAAGUCUGUGUGUGGAGAGCGGAACCGGCUCCGAACUGGGAACCCGGCUGACUGGGAAGCUGCUGGAGACGCUGAAGGAACUGCUGUCUGAUAACAAGGUUGCCUUGGAGACUCUGAGGUCUGAAGCCACUGAGGCGGAGAGGAGCCUGGCGGCGGAGGUGGAGGCGCUGAGACGAGCCGGACGGGACCGUGAGGCGGACCUGGACACGCUGAGGACGGUUCUGCAGAGCAGCCAGGACGUGGUCGACGAGCUUCGGGCGUCUCUGGAGGACAGGGAGCGCCGGCUGGACGAGGCGGAGACGCAGCGGGAGCUGUGGAGACGGAGGGACGCUGCCGCCGCCGCUGUCCUGAAGGACAAGGACGCUCUGAUCCUGAACCUCCAGCAGCGCCUGGACCACCCGCAGUCGACAGCAAGUGAAGCGCAGGCGGCAGCUCGGUGGGAAACUGCAGAGGAAAACAGCGCCACCUUGUGUGAAGAGGUCACCAAGCUGAGUGCAGCUGUGCAGGCGUCGCAGGAUCUGCUGCAGGCUCAGCAGCAGAGCCACGCCCAGACGGUCAGCUCCCUGACGGCCCGGUUCCGGGACGCCCAGCAGCAGCUGAGGCGGGCGGAGGAGCAGCAGAAGAAGACGGACAGAGAGCGGCGGACGAGCCGAGAGGACGGCGAGCGGCGGGAGCGCCUGCUGAGGGAGAGUCUGCAGAAGAGAGACCGGCUCAUCGAGCAAAUCCUGGUGGAUGCAGAGGAGCGAGAGCGCCUCCUGCAGGAUCUGCAGCAGAACCUGCAGAACAAGCGGGAGCCGGUGACGGCUGUCAAGCACACGCUGUGACGCAGCAGCUGUUUGGACCAAUCAGGGACGGAGGAAUCUGGACCAAUGAGGGAUGGAGGAAUCGUUUGCACUUUGUUCCCCUCCUGAUGUAUUUAUAGUUUUGACCCCUGGGUUAAAGGAGCAUUUCCACAGUUUCAGCUGAGCUCUGUGUGACUCAGAUGAUUAAUACUUGAAUUAUUGAUUGAUUAUUGAGUGAUUCAUUUUGAAUGUUUCAUUUCAUGAGGUUGGAACGUUUCCAUGGUUACUUAAUGUCGGACAGGCUUAGGGUAAUUUAAAACUGCUUUAAUGUUUCUAUUUGUUUUAAUCUGAAAGUCAAAUUAAGUUUUAGCUGCUUUGAUUUUUCUCAUUUUUCUGUUUCCUUUGGAUUAUUCUGUUUUCAGUGUUUAAACACGUCACUGUUGCUCUGGGAUUCAUACUGGAAAAUGUUUUUGUCUUUUUGGCUCAAGAGAAUAAAAACCUCUGAACCGGA